Molecule: messenger RNA, 2070 nt
Organism: Rhizoctonia solani
Lineage: Eukaryota; Fungi; Basidiomycota; Agaricomycetes; Cantharellales; Ceratobasidiaceae
Product: cytochrome P450 family protein
Exons: 16
Coding region: 1-2070 (689 amino acids)
Molecular function (GO): heme binding; monooxygenase activity; iron ion binding
Source: RefSeq, a predicted model, not a curated record
AUGAGUGGUAUCUUGUUUGUUGUUUCCGCAGCCUAUCUGUUCCCCGCAACAGGUGCAGGCCAAGGCCAAUUUGCCGCCCUUGCGGAAAUCCCCAGGGAUAAAGGAAUCGUCGAUACGACUAUUUCCAUGAUUAUUCAUCUUUGUCUCUGCGAUAUAAAAGACGUCCUCCCCCUUCGCCGUGGUCAGCAUUCCCCAGAUAACAUGCACGAUUCCAACUGCAUCUUGCAUUACUCUGCCGCUGCAGGUGCAUUUCUUAUUUCAUUCUAUGUCAUACCGUACCUGCUUGAUCCAUAUGACUAUCGACGUCGAUUCCCAGGUCCGUGGUCAGCAGUCCUUUCGAACUCAUGGAAAUCGAGUGCUGUAAAAACCGGAAAGGCGUGCAAUACGAUGUUCGAGAUCCAUCAGAAAUAUGGUCCUUUCGUUCGGAUUGGGCCUAACCACAUAAGUAUUGCUGAUCCAGAUGCCUUGGAGGAUAUCUACAAGCACGGAAACGGCUUGCUCAAAUCAGAUUACUAUGCCAUGUUUAGGCUAGGAACACACGAGAGUUUGUUCACCUCGCGAGAUAAAGCUGAACACUCAAGUGAGUUGAUAUCCUUGCGACCAGCAGAGACGUUUCUUAUGCUCAAGCAUCACAGCCAAACGCCGGCGGUUGGCGCAUAUAUUCAGCCUCAGAACAUCCUCUCAUACCAACCUCGCGUCCGUAACAACAUUCGGCACUUGGUCGAUCAACUGGACAUGCGCUGUCAACAGGCUGCAGAGGGCAGGUCGGGCUUCAACUGGAGUGCAAAGGAUGGCGUGCUGUACUGGAUAUCUGCUCACGCUCAGAGGGACACCACCAACGUUGCUAAGUCUCUGACUGACGGCGCCAAGACGAUACAGCUGCCUCUUAUCGAGCUGUUUGACAAAGGUACUCAUCGUUUCAUCAUUGGAGUAUACCCACGGUGGGCUCAAGCUUCACUACUGCUACUUCCUUGGAAUCUGUACGGUUGUUUGCACGACAGCACUGACAAAGAAGCCAGAGGGGUGGACAUGGCUGACAAGCUGCUCGAGGCGAGGAUGAAGACGGAAACCGAUUUCAAGAGAAGAGCUGCUCAUCGAAACCUUCGGGCUGCUAUUCGCCGGAGCGAUACACUAGCAAACACCGAGUCUGGGUCUGAAAUCGAUCCGGUGGCCACGUAUGAGCCCAUCAAAGACCUUCCGUAUCUCAACGCGUGCAUGAAGGAGACGAUGAGGCUGCACUCGGCCCUAGGACUCGGACUGCCGAGAGUGGUACCGCCAGGCAAGAGCUUCACAGUCGGUGGACAAACGUUCAAAGCCGGCAGCAUCAUCAGUGUACCUACGUUCGUUACAAACGGGAAGGUCUGGGGGCACGACGCUGGUGAGUUCCGACCGGAACGGUGGCUGGAAGACAGCAAGGGUAUGCUCGGAAAGUACUUUGCGCCGUUUUCGUUUGGUCCAAGGCGUCGAGAACUUCCGUCUCCAGUGGAGGUGGAUGUAGCUAAACAAUACCUCGCUAAAUUGGUUGUUGCUGAGCCAGUGCUCAACCCUCCUUAUGACCGUAAAAAAUUCCCACAUUGGAUAUCUACUGGUGGUAAAUGCGAUACACGAGAGCUUGUGCUGUAUCGUGACGGGCAGAAUGUAACCCGGGACUCGCAGUGUAGAGCCGUAGCAGGGACCUGGUUUUCUGAGUACGACGGUGCAACCUGGACAGAUGCGCUGGACCUAGACAUUGACCACGUCGUACCCUUGAAAGAAGGAUGGAUAUCAGGCGCUUGGAAUUGGACGACCGAAAGAAGAAAGAUGUUUGCAAACGAUCUAGUUAGACCCCAAUUGAUUGCAGUGACUGAUAAUGUCAACCAAGCGAAGGGAGAUAAGGAUCCUGCUACUUGGAUGCCCCCUCUUCAAUCCUAUCAUUGUACUUAUAUUCGUGCAUGGAUCGAGGUCAAACACUUCUACGAGCUGGCCAUUCAUCCAGCGGAAAAAACCGCAUUAACAAAUUACCUUAGCAAAUGCGAGACGCCUACUUUUGUAAGCGAGGAGUUAGUUCUGGCGCCCGAUAUGCAGAAGUAA